AUACAUGCGUACAUUACACAAUUCUAGCGGUUUGUUCCUCACACAGGCCGAUAUAACCAUUCACUCACAGUUAGUUAUACACGUUGAAGAAUGAUUUCGAAAGAGAAACAUUUCUUAUUUUGUGCUCAACAUUGUCAGAGGCAUAGUACAUUGGAGUAAUCAUAUUGGCUGUAGAGUCGGCAGUGAACCAACGCUGAUGAAUGAUGCAGACAACAAAUUAAGUUGAUUCCGUACCACGCAAAGGGAGCUUGCUGCAUUUGCAUUUAUCUUUAAUUCGAUGUUUUGGGAACACUCAAUAUCAACCGAUGGCAUAUCGCAAUGCACGACACGCGGUUAUAAAGCAGAACUGACAUUUUUUUUCGGAUAAGCAUACACAUGAUACAUAAGGACUCUCUCCUUCUUUGCUGAUACAAUAGCUACAAUAGAGGAUUAUGAAUAUAGGGUUACCUAUAAAGAUGAUCAGCAAAUAUAAGAAGCUAUUCGUCUUCCUUCUUGUAAUCGUCGCUUUGUACUACUCGAUGAUGAGCUAUGACUAUGAUGACAUGACACAUGUUCCCAUCGAAGAAACACGCUCAGUAUCAAACGAGUCAGAGCAACGUCGACUGAAGGAAGAACGAGCUCUCCCACAGAACGUCAUCCCAAAUCUCCACUCCCUUCUACAUAUUAGAGACAUGUACAUCAUAUCCAAUCAUGAAAGUAAACAGUGCACGUUCCUAACCAACGAAAGUUCAAGUGCUACCGACUACAUCGCCAAUAUCACGGGAUCCGAUUUCCUAACGACAGAGAAGACAGUUUUUCAGAACCUUGCAGAGAAGGCCCGAAAAUUAACGCGCCAAGCCGAUGAGCAAUUGAAACAGAUUCCGAAGGUUCGCGGAAUGGACCCCAACAAGAAUUUUUACAAUCGGAAGCGUGCAGCAGAUCUGGGAAAGGCUGUACAAAACGAAAUGGGGAUAAAGCUUGGGUCUUAUAUGUACUUUCCUGGAGGGCACUGGGUCCCACUGAACUGCAGAGCCAAAUGGAAGGUAGCAUUGAUCAUUCCUUACCGGAAUCGGAGUUAUAACCUCAAUAUUCUUCUGCGGAACUUAAUACCCUUCUUAAGGAGUCAAGAGUUGGAGUUUGGAAUCUUUAUCGCGGAACAGGGUUCCACUGAAGUAAUGAACCGAGGUCUAAUGAAGAAUAUAGGCUAUCAGAUGGCGAAGUUGAGUGGAACGCUCUGGGACUGCUACGUGUUUCAUGACGUCGACUAUGUUCCCAUUAAUUCGACGAACUACUACGGUUGUGAUGACUACCCCAAACAUUAUGCCACAAAGCUUGAAGAAUUCAAAUAUGAGUAA
This is a messenger RNA of Strongylocentrotus purpuratus (purple sea urchin), 1334 nucleotides long. Its product is annotated as beta-1,4-galactosyltransferase 5-like. Gene Ontology annotation, molecular function: UDP-galactose:glucosylceramide beta-1,4-galactosyltransferase activity. The coding region runs from base 432 to 1334 and encodes 300 amino acids. Lineage: Eukaryota; Metazoa; Echinodermata; Echinoidea; Camarodonta; Strongylocentrotidae. The record is from RefSeq and is a predicted model, not a curated record. The transcript is spliced from 7 exons. Gene Ontology annotation, biological process: carbohydrate metabolic process.